AUGAAGGAGUACAAAGUGGUGGUUCUGGGCAGCGGCGGCGUUGGAAAAUCCGCGCUGACCGUCCAGUUCGUUACGGGAACCUUCAUCGAGAAGUACGACCCCACCAUAGAGGACUUUUACAGGAAGGAAAUCGAGGUAGACUCGUCGCCGUCAGUGCUGGAGAUACUGGACACGGCCGGAACCGAGCAGUUCGCCUCUAUGCGGGACUUGUACAUCAAGAACGGACAGGGCUUUAUCCUGGUCUACAGUCUGGUUAACCAGCAGUCUUUUCAGGACAUCCGGCCCAUGCGAGACCAAAUAGUGCGCGUGAAGCGCUUCGAGAAGGUGCCGCUGAUCCUGGUGGGGAACAAAGUGGACCUGGAGUCGGAGCGCGAGGUGGCGGGUUCGGACGGCCGCGCCUUAGCCCAGGAGUGGGGCUGCCCCUUCAUCGAGACCUCGGCCAAAAGCAAGACCAUGGUGGACGAGCUCUUCGCCGAGAUCGUGCGCCAGAUGAACUACUCUUCGCUGCCCGAGAAGCAGGAGCAGUGCUGCACGGCCUGCGUGGUCCAGUGA
Molecule: messenger RNA, 552 nt
Organism: Nerophis lumbriciformis (worm pipefish)
Lineage: Eukaryota; Metazoa; Chordata; Actinopteri; Syngnathiformes; Syngnathidae
Source: RefSeq, a predicted model, not a curated record